Molecule: messenger RNA, 969 nt
Organism: Ipomoea nil (Japanese morning glory)
Lineage: Eukaryota; Viridiplantae; Streptophyta; Magnoliopsida; Solanales; Convolvulaceae
Exons: 1
Coding region: 1-969 (322 amino acids)
Molecular function (GO): nucleic acid binding; RNA-DNA hybrid ribonuclease activity
Source: RefSeq, a predicted model, not a curated record
AUGAACCUACUUAUAAAGAGGGUGGAUAUUGAUCCAACAUGUGCUAUGUGUGGAAUUGGACAUGAAGAUGUUGUGCAUUCUUUGAUUACGUGUGACUAUACGGCAGACAUUUGGACACAAUCCCACCUUCCAAUCCCUAAUAAUGUUACAAAUAUUUUUAGAGAUUGGUUUAAUGAUUUGAUGAAUGUUUUAGAUGAUGAUGGAAUUAUUUAUGCAGUGGCAAUUCUCUAUUAUACUUGGCGCACAAGGAAUGGAGCUGUAUGGGAUGCGUACUUACCCAGACCUCGGAAAGUGAUUGUAAUGGCAUCAACAGCUCUGAGUGCAUGGAAAUCAGUUCAUCAUCGAAGUCGAAAUCAGCAGUCCAAUGCUACGGUUUCGGACCGCCAUGUAGCAGUGACCGAAGACGCUAUAGCAGCUGUGUCCAUGCCGAUAAAUGGGACUGCCAUGCCGAACACGGAACUGCACCACCCACAGCAGUCCACGCCAAGCAGCUCACACCAUGUUACUCAGAACAUGAGGGAUCAAUGUUACUUCGAUGCGGCAUACGACCCACGGACAAACAAAGCAGGAGUGGGGGCUAUUAUCUUAAGUGGACAAGGGGGUUAUAUUUCGGCUAUGACUACUCCAAUGAUAGAUUGUUUUUCACCCCUAAUGGCAGAAGCUUUCGCAUGCAAGGAAGUUUUGUCGUGGUUGAGAAACCGCGAAAUAAAGUCUAUCGACCUCUACACGGAUUGUUUGGUGCUUCAACAAUAUCUGUCAUCUAUGACACACUCGUCACGGACCUACUUGGGUUAUGCCAUUGAUAGUUGCAGGACUAAUAUAUUGAUUUUUGAUUAUUGUUUUCUUCAUUAUAUUCCUAGAUUAGAGAAUUAUUUAGCUCAUACUUUAGCAUCUACUGCUUUUACUCAUUCGACUUUUAUGUACUGGGACUCAGAUCCACCAGUUUCUAUUUCUGCAUACUUUGAAUAA